AUGCGCCUCCACACGUUCACGCUCGUCGUGUUCACUGCGGUUCUAGCACACAGCGCGAACUCUACGAAGACGUCCAACUCGACGACGACGGAAGGUGCUCCCCCGGCAAGUCUUCGUUCCUCUGACGCGUGCUGCGAUGACGUCCCUGUUGAGCAGAGGCUGGGUCCACACGAGACCACGGCGGUCGAAGAGAGGAUGCCAGAGCCAUGGAUUCCAUCAUCAGUUAACAGCGCAGUUGCUCGUCUCGUGGAAAAGUUGCAUGCGCAAUAUCCGGUGGAGCUCGCGGUCGAGAACUUUCCUGUAAACGUGUUGCGAGAAUUCGAUGAGAAUGCUAUCCGACACCUUUUUCGUUCAGAAUCGGCACACAUGACAACAGAGCAGCUGCCGGAACACGCUCAAAUUGUUGAUCGCUGGCUGCAAAACAAACUCGAAAAAGGACCCAGACUGAUCGCAGAGGCUCGCCAAGUAUUUCUUGCACAUGAGGCGGAAAUGGGAGCAACGGUUCACCAAGAUUUUUUUGCACGUCAGGCGGAAAUGGGAGUGGAAACUCCCCAAUAUUUUCUUUCACUCCAGGCGGAAAUGACAGCAGAUGGUCACCAAUUUAUUCUUGCAGACCAGGCGCAAACAUUAGUUAAGGCUCACGAAAUGAUUCUCAAACACCAGGAGAUAAUGAUAGCAAAGACUCGCCAAGAUUUUCUUGCACACCUGGAGGAAACGACGGCUCAGGCUCGCCGUUCUUUUAUUGGAAUCGAGGCGGAUUUGACAGCUAAGGCUCACAAAUAUGUUCGUGCAUACGUGGCGAAAACGACGGCUCAGGCUCGCGACUUUUUUCUUGCAAACCAGGCUAAAAUGACUGCAGAGGCUCGCGAUUCUUUUCUUGCACACCAGGCGGAACUGACAGCUAAGGCUACCCAGUCUUUUCUUGCAAACCAGGCGGAAUUGACAGCUAAGGCUACCCAGUCUUUUCUUGCACACCAGGCGGAAUUGACAGCUAAGGCCACCCAGUCUUUUCUUGCACACCAGGCGAAAAUCGACAGCAAAGGUUGA
Molecule: messenger RNA, 1047 nt
Organism: Hyaloperonospora brassicae
Lineage: Eukaryota; Oomycota; Peronosporomycetes; Peronosporales; Peronosporaceae
Source: the annotation of a GenBank genome assembly